ACUUCAAUUUUCCGGGUGUUGGUCCAAACGGCUGGCAAUCUUCUUCGGCAGUGAAGCUAGUUCUGAAUGUAAGAAAAACGCUUUAGGUUAAUCCCAAAGAAGAUAAAAUGCCUUUCCUAAUAUUGAGGGAGAUAAAGGCAACCAACUUGCCUGCCGUCGACAAGAAAGGCAAAGGAAAAAGUGACCCGUACGCCAGUUUGGAAUUUCAAGGGGUAAAGAAAAAGACAGAAGUGAUUAAAGAUGAGCUGAACCCAGUGUGGAACGAGAAAUUUGAAUGGGAUUUAGGCACUCAGCCACUUUCUGUAGAGGAAAAUUUGAUCGUUCAUGUCAAGGAUUGGGAACGCAUCGGAAGAAAUCGGCUUCUUGGCACAGCCACCGUCCCCCUGAAAGACCUUGUCAAGGACAGUAGCCAUACCAUGCAGGCUGAUGUCAAUCUGCUAGAUGGUAGUAACAGGAUGACACAGGCAAAGUUGUCUCUGCGUUUGGAGUAUAUUCCUCCCAAACCAGCCAAGGGGGUUGAAGGAGACAUCAUACCAACAGACGAAACAGAUCUGGGUACAGAGCAAGGUGAUGAAUUUGGAUUAGAAGAAGAAGGCAUGGAUGAUGUGGAAGGAGGAGGUGCUGAGGGUGUGAAUGAUGCAGUCAGGAAAAAGCGUAGAAGGAGAAGAACUGCCAGGCACAAGUUGUCCAACAAACCUCAAGACUUUCAGGUUCGUGUACGAAUCAUGGAGGGUCGCCAGCUGUCUGGCUCCAACAUAAGUCCUGUUGUCAGAGUUCUAGUUGCGAACCAUACUCGCCAGACAAAAGUCAAACAUUCAACAAACAAGCCCUUCUAUGAUGAGACAUUUUUCUUCAAUUUUCAAAUGUCACCAUUGGAAUUAUUUGAUGAAAUAAUCAGCUUUGAGGUUUUUAAUUCAAGAAAACUGAGAGCCAAUGCCAUGAUUGGUUACUUUAAGAGUGACAUUGGUUUUUUCUAUGAUGAGCCAUCCCAUGCUGUUGUACGGAAAUGGGUUCUACUCACUGAUCCUGAUGACAAGAUGGCUGGGGUUAAGGAUGAAGAUGAGGAUGAUGAGCAGCCUGACACAGGAAAAUCACGUGGGGCAUCUGGACGGAGAAGUGGUGGAAUUCCAGCAGGUUAUCUCAAAGUAACUGUCAUGGUUUUGGGGCCUGGUGAUGAAGCUCCGUCUUCCUCUAAAGGUGCAACAGAGAAUGACACAGAUGAUAUUGAAUCGAACUUGUUGCAGCCCUCUGGUGUGAUGUUACGACCAGCUGUCUUCUCCCUGAAAGUAUACAGAGCUGAAGACAUUCCUCAAAUGGAUUCUGGAUUCUUUGAAGGUGUAAAGAGAGUUCUUCAUGUUGGCGAGGAACAGAAAGAAUUGGUUGAUCCCUACCUUGUCUUCAAUUUUGCUGGAAGGAAGUCAAAGACAAGAGUACAUUACAAUUCAGAUCAUCCAGAGUUCAACACAGAACUCAAUGUACAAUUCAAGUUCCCCUCAAUGUGUGAGAGGCUAAAACUUCAGAUAUUUGAUUGGGAUCGAUUGACAGCAGAUGAUUGUAUUGGAACAGCUUAUUUGCCAAUUUCCGCUAUUUCUGGACAAGGCGAUGAUGGCUUUCUCCCUUUGUUUGGUCCUAGUUACAUUAAUUUCUAUGGCUCGACAAGAGAGUACUCCGACUUGCCUGAUGAAUACGAUGACUUGAAUCUUGGAAUUGGUGAAGGAGUUGCUUACAGAGGAAGGGUGUUAGUGGAGCUGGAAACCAAACUGGGACCGUCAUCAAAGGAGGUUGCCGAAGACCUACAAAGUCAUGAGAUCAUCCGAGUACAGCCGUACUUACGCAGGCGUAAGUUUAAGUUGUUUGCCUGCUUCCUGGAGGCAACGAUGAUAGCAUCCACAGACGGACCAUUGGAGUUUGAAGUUAGCAUAGGAAAUUAUGGCAACAAGCUUGAUCAGUCAGUUCCUCCAUCGUCUUCCACUACUCCACCCACCAACGCUGUUUACGAUGGCUGUUACUACUAUUACCUUCCAUGGGGAGACACCAAACCUUGUGUGUGCGUGGAUAGUCACUGGGAAGAUAUUUCCUUCAGACUGGACAACUUGAAUAUCUUAACUAGAAUGUGUGAGCGAUUGGAAACGAACAUGGAGAAAGUUCAGCUUAGUCUGGAAGCAAAUGCGCCAACAGCCGAAACAGCCUCACUUUUGAUAGCUUUGUUAGAUCAGCUGAUCAAUGAUUGCAGGAGACCACUUCCUAAGAUUGACAGUUCCACUCCUGGUGUCAACGAGUUAGACCUUAAGAUUCAAGACACAAGAAUUUUGGAGAAGCUGGCCAUCAUGGAGGAGGCAACCAAGCUACGUGAAAGUGCGACGGAUGUUGCUGAAGCCAUGGCAGAAAUUGAGGGUUACAUGCAGAGAUUGAAAGAUAUUUCUGUUGAGCCCCAGAACAGCAUGCCGGAUGUGGUAAUAUGGCUAAUCAGUGGUACCAAGCGAAUUGCUUCGUUCCGUAUCCCAGCUUAUGAGGUGUUGUUCUCACCUCAGUUUGAUGCCUGUGGUCAGAACUGUGGCAAGGUCCUCAAUAUGUUCAUGAAGUACCCAGGAAAGAAACAAAUGAACCUUGAAGACUUUCCAGAAGUCCCUGCCCAUGUUCGAAUGAUAGUCUGGUUGGGGCUCGAGAAACAUCAGGAGGAUUGGACCAACAGGGAACAGACAGAGGGAGACUUCUGCGUCUACGCAGAGACGUAUGAGAAUCAAAUGAAUGUUCUUGGUACUUGGACCUCCAAGGGACUUCCUCGGCCGUCUUGGUCAAACGCACGGGGAGAUUUAAGAUUGUAUCAGGAGUAUUUUGUCACUCCUCCCGGCUGGCGCUUUGAAGGAGACUGGUUCGUGAACCCAGAGCUAAGCAUGACUUAUGACCGAGACAGUGGUCACAAGAGCUUUCUAGAAGAUGUGUUUGAAAACGAGUCUCGUCUCCCUGGUGGCAGCUGGGGACCUUCCUCUGUGCCCUGGACGGAUGUGCGUGGUGAUGCUGUGACAGCCAGGGAUGAGUUAGUGUGUCCAGAAGAAUGGGAGUGGACCUCAGAUUGGACAGUCGACUUAAACCGAGCCGUGGAUGAAGAUGGUUUUGAGUACACUGUGGAAGCCACAUUUGGUGGUUAUGGACCCGUGGAGAAGACGUACCACUUGUGUCGGCGAAGAAGAUGGGUCAGAAAUAGAGUGUUAGUGACAGAUGCUAAAAUGGAACAAGAACAGAUCCGAGCUGAACAGCUCGCUAAGGAAGGGUGGGAGUAUUCACCAGUGUUCAACAUGAAGUUUCAUGCCAAGGAGCGUAAAAUGGAUCUGGUGCGGAGAAGAAGAUGGCAUAGAAAAAUGGUGCAAGAGGAUCCCAGUGCCCCCGCGGUCUUCCAUAUUGAUGUCGGCGAUGGUGAUGAUGAUAAGGAACAAGAGACGAUGAUGAAUGCGCCAAGAAUGUUCAUAACAUUUGACAAGCCGCACAAGUACCAGCUGAGGGCCUACCUUUACCAAGCGCGUGAUCUAUUGGCAUCAGAUGCCGAUGGCUUCUCAGACCCUUAUGCACGAAUUGCAUUUGGUACCCAAAGCCAAGUGACAGAAAUCCUUACACGGACAAUUUGUCCUACGUGGGAUCAAACGCUGAUAUUUGAAAAUGUUCAGAUUUAUGGCAGUAUCGACAAAGUUGCAAAUAACCCACCGGAAGUCAUCAUCGAGCUGUUUGACAAGGACCCAGUGGGUCAAGACGAGUUUAUGGGUCGAUGUGUGAUUAAACCACUGGUGAAGAUGAAUGGACAAGGGCCCCCAGCACCAAGACUGUUGUGGUAUGAUGUCACACGAUGCGGAGAGGAAGCUGGCGAGAUUCUGGCUGCCUUUGAGCUGUUUUUGGACGAAGGUGCAGAUUUACCAUUUGCUCCACCGAUGAAAGGAUCGUUGUUUCUUGUGCCUAAUGGAAUCAGACCUGUUAUGCAGCGUACAGCUAUAGAGGUACUAUGCUGGGGCGUACGGAACAUGAAGAGGUAUCAGCUGGCAAGUGUAGCUUCACCCAGCAUCGAGUUUGAGUGCGGUGGACAUGUUGUUCAUUCAACAGUCAUCAAGAACACACAGAAGAAUCCCAAUUUUGAUCAGCCAUUGUUCUUCUUCGACGUGUACCUGCCUAAGGAAGAGUUGUACACCCCACCAAUGAAUAUCAAGGUUCACGACAACCGAUCUUUCGGCCGCAAACCUGUCGUCGGGAUUCAUUCCAUGAAGUCCAUGAAGAAAUUUCGUUGUGAACCCGCCAGUAUGGAUGAACCUGCAGACCUUCCUAUAGCGGAGAGUGAGUCUGGCAGACAUGGCUCAUCUCACAUUAUGGACAUCAAGGAGGAGCAGAAGAAAGGAAGUGAACAACAAGACGAGGACAUCGAUUGGUGGUCCAAGUUUUAUGCCUCUGUGGGUGAUGUUGACAAAGCCGGUGUGUAUCUUGAAAAAGGAUUUGACAAGAUCAUGGUCUACGAUACAGAGCUGGAGAAGGUUGAAGUAUUCAACGGCUUCCAGGACUUUGUAGAAACAUUUUUCAUCCACCGAGGAAAAGUGAAGUCCAAAGCUGAAGAGGAGGAGACAAUUGUAGGGGAAUUUAAGGGAUCUUUUCGAAUUUAUCCUCUGCCAAGUGACCCGAACUCUCCUUUGCCGCCUAAGAUUCUACGGAAACUGCCGCCUAGUCAGCCAGUGGAGUGUAUCAUCAGAGUAUACGUUAUACGAGCUUUAGACCUUCAGCCUCAAGACACUAGUGGCCUGGCUGAUCCCUAUCUUGUCGUACAUCUGGGAAAGACUAAGGUCUCUGACAAGGAUAGCUAUGUACCAAACAAUCUGAACCCCUUGUUUGGAAAGAUGUUUGAACUGACCGCCACCAUUCCCAUCAUCAAGGACUUACGCAUUAGCGUCAUGGACUAUGACGUUAUCGGCCGAGACGAUCUGAUCGGUGAGACUACAGUGGAUUUGGAGAACAGAUUCUUGUCUCGUUUCCGUUCCACUUGCGGAUUGCCUCAGACGUAUUGCACGUCGGGUCCAAACCAGUGGCGUGACUCUCAGACGCCACGUCAGAUCUUAGAGUACUGGUGUGAGCUGAACAGCUUAGGUAAACCUCAGUUCCUUGGGAACACGCAGCUGGUGCUGGACGGAAAGGUUUACAAUUUGCAGGAGUUCGAGGAAGGAAUGCUGUUCCAUCCCCACUUGGGUCCACCUGACCAGCGCUUGGCAUUACACGUGUUAAACUCCAUGCCGGUAGUACCUGAACACGUCGAGACCAGAGCAUUGUAUAACUCACUCCAACCUAACAUCGAGCAGGGUAAGCUUCAGAUGUGGGUUGACAUUUUCCCGAAGCAUAUGGGAAUCCCAGGCUCACCUUUUGAUGUUAAUCCUCGCAAACCUGGAAACUAUGAAUUGAGAGUAAUUAUUUGGAACACAAGUGAUGUGAUCUUGGACGAAACAUCAAUAACUGGAGAGAAAAUGAGUGAUAUUUACGUGAAAGGAUGGAUCGCUGGGAUUGACGACUCACAGAAAACUGAUGUGCAUUACAGGUCUCUGGACGGCGAAGGAAACUUCAACUGGCGUUUUGUAUUCCCAUUCAUGUUCCUCGCUGCGGAGAAAGUCCUGGUUGUUAGAAAGAAGGAACACUUUUGGAGUUUAGACGAAACAGAAGAACGUGUCCCUCCGCGCCUAGUCAUCCAAAUUUGGGACAAUGACAAGUUCUCUGCGGAUGACUUCUUAGGUCAGUUAGAGCUGAAUCUGAACCGUAUGCCCAAGCCAGCCAAGAGUGCCAGGAGGUGUAGUCUGCAGCAGAUACCCUCAUACGAGGAAGGAAGAGCCAGCAGCAGUGUAGAGACGGUGUCCUUGUUUGAGUCGAAGAGAGUAUACGGUUGGUGGCCUUGUGUGGCUCAGGAGGCAGGCGAAGAGAUGCAAUUAACGGGUAAAGUAGAAAUGGCCUUGGAGUUGUUGACCCACGACGAAGCUGAAGGAAAACCGGCUGGCAAGGGGAGAGAUGAACCAAAUCAGAACCCGACGUUAGACGAACCUAAUCGCCCAGCAACCUCGUUUCGGUGGUUCACAUCCCCUCUGAAGACCUUACGGUACAUUAUAUGGAGAAACUACAAAUGGAUCAUUAUUGGAGUACUUAUCACUCUACUGAUCGUGGCCGCCAUUGUUAUCUUCCUGUAUUCCAUGCCGGGAUACUCGGUGAAGAAGAUAUUCAACGUUUAAAUCGUCCCCUACGACGGAAAACUAACACAGCUCAAUACAAAGUCUAAUUUGUCGAAUUUAUACUACUAUUUCAAAGAAUGAAAUGUUAAUAGGAUUAAUAUAUUGGGAGUGAAUCUUCAGUAUUAUGUUAAUCAGAAAAAAUUAGUGGGAGAUGCAAUGCAAUGACAAUUGAAUAGCUAUUACGUAAUUAUCAAAAGUUAUGGAAAUAUGUUUGAACCUUUGUUCAAAUUGUUAGGUAGCAUAAUGAUGAUUGCAUAACUGGUCAUAUGUUUGUUAACCUAGUUACUCUUAUAUAUGCCCUACGUAAUGUUUUGACUCCUUUAUACUGGUGGCAUAGCUUUCAGUGGAAUCACUUAGGUUAAAAAAGGGUGCUUAGGAGUCUUUUCAGAGAAUUAUUUGAUUUUGCUUCAUCUAUUUGUUUGAUUUGCUUGUUUUCAAUGUGAAGCGACUGUUUCUUUCUUCUCGUGUUCCAUGCAUUUGCAUUAUCCAAUUGAGGUUUGAGAUGUAAAUUCGGUAAAAACGUAGAGUAUUCGCCUUUUGCGUAGUUUUGUUUACUCUAGAAAUAGCGGGCGAAUAGAAAUAAUGUGUCUAACAUUUUGUCGCUGGCGAUGAAUCCCUUUCUGUAUUUGACCAGUAGACAAUGGAACAUGUAGGAAUGAAAGGGAAUUUCACAUUAAAAAUUUUUUUUCAAUGUAUUGUUGAAUGCUGAAACCAGCUGGUUUCUUAGGUAGUGGUCUAUUUUGCUCUCCCAUGGUAAACUAUCCGUCACGCAAUCUCCAACUUUUUUACGUGACAUCCCUAUCAAAUGUCACGCAUCAAAAAUAUUUUAGGAGAGCGUGACGCUUAAUGUGAGGCCAUGUUACAAAAUGGGUCAAGUUAGCAUGUUAAAAGAGGAAAAAAUACUUUGACAGUUUCAAAGGACAAAGUUAAUCUUUUAGAACUGCUACUUGUCUAGCAAUGUUUAGUAGUGCGAACGGAUAACUCAAGUAUAAUAGUAUUAAACAUAAGCUGAUAUGACAUGAAUUCUUCCUUGGAAAAUUUUGAAAUAUAGCAUUUGACAAUGAGUCCUUAGGUUAGCCGCGGGAAUGAAUAUAUUAUUGAGAAAAUGUAAUUAAUCUUUGUGGAUACAAUUCCUUUUCUCAAGUUAAUUUCUUAAGCGUUGUUAUUAAUUGAUACAUCCAUUCUGGAUGGGUGCGACAAUUGUUUGCAUUUUGUUAAAUAAUCAAUUAUUUUUUCAUUUGAAUAUUGCUUAACUAAGAACUAUCUGAGAUAGAAGGGUGUUAGCUUGUAGCUUCAAUAAAUAGGAUUUGUGCUCUCGAAUCAGAAA
This is a messenger RNA of Pocillopora verrucosa, 7563 nucleotides long. Lineage: Eukaryota; Metazoa; Cnidaria; Anthozoa; Scleractinia; Pocilloporidae. The record is from RefSeq and is a predicted model, not a curated record.